AUGACCAAGCGAUACAUAUGUCAAUUCUGUGCUCGUUCGUUUUCCAGGUCGGAGCACAAGCUUCGACACGAGCGAUCCCACACCAAAGAAAAGCCGUUCCAAUGCUCAAUCUGCAAAAACGGGUUUGUGAGGCGGGACCUGCUACAGCGGCACCUUCGGACGGUUCACGGCUUGGUGCUUAAACACAGUAUUGACGGGAACAUUUCCACCAACGAUGAUUUGCUGAAGUCGCCGUCUGCUGCAAAUGGAGGGUCCGCUGAGAUAGUUCCCUCAAAUCUACAAUUCUCAGCCUUGCCCACGUCGCCAAGUGACUUAGAUCAGGUAGAAGACAAUGCUGCCAUCCUAGCAGAGAAGACCGUUGUAUCGCUGCUCACCCUGUCUAACCGGUUUAGGCACCUCAAUAUGGAGCUCAAAAACUCAAUAACCAACUAUAUCAUAGUAUUUGGUAGCAGCAAAAAAUGGCAGGAAGAUCUUCCGUCAACCAACAUCAACAAGCUAUUAGCCAUCAACGAAUUAGACGAGAUGCUCUACUUGGUGGUCUGCCUAGGGGCAUGCCAAAUAAACGAGUUUGAGGAUGCCAUCACAAUGUUCAACAAAAGUUGGGAGAUCAUCAUCGACAAGAUCACCAACUCCAAAAUAAACUAUAACUCGGGCGAGAUAUUCAACCGAUUUGUUGAUAACUUAAUCAUUCUUGGUUACAUCUACCUCAAUUACUUUAUCAACUUCUCCAACAGCUCGAAGUAUAGCUACGAGCAGCUAUACAAGAAAAUUGCAAUUCCAAUUGACGUACUAUUCGAAUAUCUCAAUAAUAUCAUCAGCACGCACAUGGCCAAUAGAGACGGCCAACCGCAGGCAAAUCCUGGUCCAGGCAAACAUCCCAGUGACAAUGCAUACCACGGUUCUAGACGUGGGCUAGAGCCAUUCUAUUGGAAUGCAUAUUUGCUCCUCUCGCAUUAUUCGUUUAUUUUCAACAAGUCUCCAUCCUCGCUCCAUCUAUACCUUCUCAACAAAUAUCUUCCAGAAGAGCAGUUAACAGAUCAGUCAGGUAGUGACGAAACUCUUGGUCAGCUAAUUACUAAUUUAUCGGUAAUUUCAGGCUCGUUCCAGAAUUUUGUGAACCAUGACGACCUAACAUUGAAGGAGAAAGCAAUUAUAUGCGGGUUGAUGAAUGAGCUGCAGAUGGUCAAAUUUAACGAGACCAACAAGCUGAGCAAAAAUGUCAUAUUACAACAAGGACUAUUCAAAGACAACAAGAACUUUCUUCACAACGCUAUCAUACUAGCAAAUAAAAAUUUCAAUGUCUCUGGUAAGCUUGCUUCCAACUGUGAUGACGAAUUUAUUCGGCUUCUUUCCAUAGUGAAAAGAAAGCUACUGAUAAAUUGCCCAUUGAAAUUCACCGAUUUACUUUCAAAUUAUCUUAUUAUACCCAAGAGUGAUUACAACUGGACUCUUCUGGCUCUAACCUUGAAAGAAUUCAUAUUCGAGACGGAGUCACUGAUCAAUGAUAAGAAUUUCCUCAACAAUGACAAGCCCAUCAUCGAAUUUGAUCUGUCAAAAAUGAUAAACCUACUAGGUGUUGAAGCUAGCGGCUCUAACACAGUCACCGAGUUGACUGAUGACGAAAUAUACAAAAACAUUCACAAUUUCAUAUCCACACCAUUCAACUACAACUUCUUGAUAAACAACAACUUGGGGAUCACCUUGCUACCGUGUCUUCUUUUAGCAUUAAUCCUUAACGAGAACAGCCUGAUGUAUCAUCGGAAAUCUUUAAAUCUACCUGUGAACAAUCUUAUCAUGGUGGAAUUUAUUAUCGGGAAUUUUUUGAUGCUCACCAGGAUCUUGAAUUUCUACCGAAAAAGAUAUCUCAUUGAUCUGUCAAAUCCUCUCGAGAAAAAUUGGACCUCACGAAACACAAGCAAUCCUCCGGAUACGUCUACCAAUCCUAACGCAUCUGAAGAUGAAGAGCAAGGAGAUGAGGAGGAAGACGAAAGCAUUAUUUUGUCCGUCAUAUUUUACGUGAUCAACGAACUGGGCAGGAAAUACAGUUACACCCCACCUGUUGCAGGCCAACGGCGCCGAGCCAAUAGCAUAUCCAUUGGUGAGUUCAGCAACAACAACAAGAAAUUGCAAAAGAUGAUGAGCUCCAAAGAAAACAAACAUGGUUCUGAGAAACUAGAAGAUACCUUAAAAGCGCAAAUUACCGACGACAUCAAGUUCCAAAAUAUCAUGAAAAACGUUCAGUCAAGUUUUCUCUGCUGGUUGAAACUUUACAGGUCUGACUUCACUCAAUUGGAUCAGUUCAUCAACGUGCUCGGCAAGGUGCUAGAAAAUGACAUUUACUUAAGACUUCACAAUCAGAAGGCUGGUGGCAGCCCUCAUAACUUGGACGUAUUCAACCUGAUUUCAAGUCAUCCGCAACCAAACCCAGAAGCCCAUUACUUUGGCUCGCAUGUAACUCCCUUUGGACAAAGAGCCCCACCGUCAACUUCCAACGAUACCGGUUAUUAUCAACAAUAUUCAGACCUCUAUGGUCAGCAAAAGCUUCCAUCAUUUGUCGGUCAGCAUUUACAAGGAUCAUUGUCGCCUUCGGGCACAAGUCCAAUAUUGAUGAACAAAGACGACGAUCGGAUUUUACUGCCCCCAAUCAAUCAGAACAAGAGGCAGCUACCAAAUCCUUUUCGUGCUACGACCGCUUCAAAACCAGGAUCGGCAGGAACCGAGGGUCUGAGCGAGCUCAUCCAAGCGGCCUCGACGGUCGUUGAGCAAGACAAGAAGUGA
Molecule: messenger RNA, 2778 nt
Organism: Ogataea angusta
Lineage: Eukaryota; Fungi; Ascomycota; Pichiomycetes; Pichiales; Pichiaceae
Exons: 1
Coding region: 1-2778 (925 amino acids)
Biological process (GO): regulation of transcription by RNA polymerase II
Cellular component (GO): chromatin
Molecular function (GO): DNA-binding transcription factor activity, RNA polymerase II-specific; RNA polymerase II cis-regulatory region sequence-specific DNA binding
Source: RefSeq, a predicted model, not a curated record